This is a messenger RNA of Closterium sp. NIES-67, 675 nucleotides long. NCBI's taxonomy places the organism in Eukaryota, Viridiplantae, Streptophyta, Zygnematophyceae, Desmidiales, Closteriaceae. The record is from the annotation of a GenBank genome assembly.
AAACUCACGCGAUGACUUUCGUCCCUCUCCUUCACCGCCCACUAGCCAUGAUCUCUCCCGCGCGCCCCGCUCCGCCGUUCCUCGUGGACCGCCUCCCCGACGACGCUCUCGCGCUCGUCCUCCGCGCGCUCGCGCAAGACUCCUUCCGCUGCGCGCUCGUAUCCAAGCGCUGGCACCGCCUUGCCACCGCCGCGCUCUCGCAUUUGACCGUUCAGCACCGCGGAUUCAAGCAGUUCGUUCUUGAAAUUACUUCGUCCCAAAAUACCAGGAUCAGAAAUACGGAGUAGGUAUACAGUAGGUACGGGAUGGAUACGUCUGCUACGGAGUAGCCUUGCUAUACGAACAACUAUACCUACAAUAUAGGAGAGAUCCACAUUUUUGUGACGUUCUCACGAGCACUUCCGAAACGCGCAACUUGCGUGGCUCCCUCUCCCCGGACUCCUUUCCGCUCUCCGGCGCUUCCCCACCCUCACACACGUGUCGCUGGGCGAAUUCUUGAUCCCAUCCCCCGACGGCGACGCGCUCUUCCAAUGCCUGGCCGCCACGUGUCCGCGCCUGACGCAUCUAACGGUGGAGCAUCAGUUUCGCAUGCGCGUGACGGUCAACGGCCUCGCGUACCUCUUCCAUGGCUGUCGCAAGCUAAGGGAUUUCCGCCUUCUGACCACCAACGGUCUC